Molecule: messenger RNA, 2682 nt
Organism: Monopterus albus (swamp eel)
Lineage: Eukaryota; Metazoa; Chordata; Actinopteri; Synbranchiformes; Synbranchidae
Product: tripartite motif-containing protein 16-like
Molecular function (GO): protein binding; zinc ion binding
Source: RefSeq, a predicted model, not a curated record
CCAUAUAUUUCCUUGUUGCCACACCUUCGGAUCUACAGUUCGAAGAUGGGUGUAACCAAUAUGUGGUGAAGUGCAAGAUUAGACAGACCCCAUUUGCUGCAGAAACACACUGUGUAGCUCAGCUCAAAUUAGAUUAAUUUGUCAGAAAGUGAAACUCAGUCGUUGCUACUAAGAGGUGAAAUGGCACAGAGAAGAGCUCAGCUGAACCAGGAAACCUUCUCUUGUUCCAUCUGUCUGGAUCUACUGAAGGAUCCGGUGACUAUUCCCUGUGGACACAGUUACUGUAUGAACUGCAUCAAAAGCUUAUGGAAUGACGAGGAUGAGAAGAAAACCCACAGCUGCCCUCAGUGUAGGCAGAUGUUCACGCCAAGGCCUGUCCUGGUGAAAAGCAUUAUGUUAGCAGUGUUAGUGGAGGAGCUGAAGAUGACUGGACUCCAAACUGCUGCUACUGAUCACUGCUAUGCUGGACCUGAAGAUGUGGCCUGUGAUUUCUGCAGCGGGAGGAAACGGAAAGCCCUCAAGUCCUGUCUGGUGUGUCUGGCAUCUUACUGUGUCAAACACCUGCAGCCUCACUAUGACGCAGCUCCAUUACAGGAACACAAGCUGGUGGAACCCUCCAAGAACCUCCAAGAGAACAUCUGUGCUCGUCAUGAUGAGGUAAUGAGGAUGUUCUGCCGCACUGACCAGCAGUGUAUCUGUUAUCUCUGCCCUGUGGAUGAACAUAAAGGACACAACAUAGUCUUAGCAGCCGCAGAAAGGACUGAGAGGCAGCCAGAGCUUGAGGGGAGUCGACAAAAACUCCAGCAGAGAAUCCAGACAGAGAGACGUCAGCAGGAGGUGGAGGGCAUCAGUCGCUCUGCUGAUAAAGCAGUGGAGCACAGUGAGGAGAUCUUCACUGAGCUGAUACGUCACAUGGAGAAAAGAUGCUCUGAUGUGAAGCAGCAGAUCAGAUCCCAGCAGGAAACUGAAGUGAGUCGAGUCAAAGAGCUUCAGGAGAAGCUGGAGCAGGAGCUCAGUGAGCUGAAGAGGAAAGACGCUGAGCUGCAGCAGCUCUCAAACACAGAAGAUCACACCCAGUUUCUACAUAACUACCCCUCACUGUCACCACUCAGUCAAUCUACAGACUCAUUCAGCUUCAAUAUCCGUCCUCUGAGGUAUUUUGAGGAUGUGACAGCAGCUGUGUCAGAGGUCAGAGAUAAAGGACUUGACCUUCUGAGGGAGACAUGGACAAACAUCUCACUGACACUGACUGAAGUGGAUGUUUUACUGUCAGAACCAGAGCCCAAGACCAGAGCUGGAUUCUUAAAUCAUUCACAUGAUAUCAUUCUGGAUCCAAACACAGCAAACGCACAUCUGUUAUUGUCUGAGGGAGACAGAAAAGCGACAGUAAUGAGUCAAGAACAGUUUUAUUCCAAACACCCAGACAGAUUCACUGGAUGUCGUCAGGUCCUGAGCAGAGAGAGUCUGAAUGAACGUUGUUACUGGGAGGUGGAGCUGACAGGGAAAGUAACUGCUGUAGCUGUCACUUACAAGGAUAUCAACAGAACAUAUGCCUCAAGAAAAAGUAUAUUUGGACGCAAUGAAAAAUCUUGGGCGCUAUACAGUCACCAAGGCAAUUAUCAUAUUUGGAACGACAACAGGCAAUUUCGUGUCUUAGGUAAGCCAUCCUCCAGACUUGGAGUGUAUCUAGAUCAUAGAGCAGGUAUUUUGUGCUUCUACAGUAUUACUGAAACCAUGACUCUCCUCCAUAAAUUCCAAACCACAUUCACUCAACCUCUCUAUGCUGGACUUGGGUUUGCUGAAUAUUUGGAAGGCAGUGCUGAGUUUUGUAAACCCAAUUAGUUAUUUGAGAUGCAGUGGGUAAAAAGCUUAAACAUUCUAGUUUUCCAUAUUUGUUGCUUAGAACCUAAACUGGCAUGUCUCCACAUGAAAAUGUAAACUUUUCUGUGCUCUAAUUGUUGAAUGAAUAAUUGCAUAAAUAUGUUUGUAUGUUGUUGUGUCUCCUCCAAAUCAACAGACUUCCCUUUAUUGUGGAUAUUUUGUUGUCACCACUUUCUCAAUGUGUAAAAAAAAUCUAUAAUUACAUUGGCAUGUAUUUAUGUGGCAGACCAAAUGUUGUCUAAAUUUAUGUACAGAUAAGGCGUGUGGUAUAUGGGGAUUUGAGCUGUUAUAAAAUUGUGAUUAUCAUGAUCCUAAUAAAUAAGGAAAUCAUUUGUCAUUUACUUUUACACAGCUGAGAUUUUGGUUGAAAUGUAAAUAAAGAGAUUGUGUGGAGGUAGCAAGAGUAAUUUCACAUACUUUACUAAUGUAUUAUGUGAACAAACAGAAGGUUUUCAUAAGAAAUACAGUUUUUAAUCUUUAGCCUCAAAUCUCACAUCCACAACUUUUAUUUACAACCUGAAAGCUGAUGUGAAUAAUAGUUGUAACUUGGACACUCUUCUCUACCACAUGAACUGAACGCGGCAUCAGUGCUACCAAACGGACACAGUCACUUGAUCUUGAACUUACAGGUUUUUUUUAAUCAAGUUUGCGACCGAUGGUACCUCUGAAAAAUAUUAAGGAAAAGAGUAAACACAUACAAACAAAUGAACAACUACAAAGCUUCAUCCCAAUAUUAACGGAUCGCUUGGUCCAUGAUUGUAGUUGGAUGAAACUGAGUCGGAAAUACCGCCUCCUCUGCGC